AUGAAGACUGUAUUCGUGUUAAUAUCUCUUCUUCAUCUUGCAACUUCAGUAAAACACUCCCUGGAAUUUCUCUUCACGGCAUCUCGUGGACUCCCAAACAUUCCUGAGUUUAUGGCAACAGCACAGGUUGAUGGAUUUGGAGCAGGAUACUGUGACAGCAACACGAAGACUGCAAAGUCACAUGACUGGACCAGAGAACUCAUGAGAGAAGACCCAGACCAUCUGAAGUGGUAUUCAGAGCAGUGUUUGGGGUAUCAGCACCUCUUCAAAGCUCAUAUUGUCAGCAUCAUGCAAAGCUUGAACCAAAGUGGAGGUGUGCACGUUUUACAGAUGAUGAGUGGCUGUGUGUGGAAUGAAGAGACUGGAGGGACUUUUGGUUUUCUGAAGUAUGGUUAUGAUGGAGAGGACUUCAUGGCACUGGACCUGCAGGCAUCGACAUGGAUCACUCUAAAACCUGAGGCGGUAACUACCAAACUCAACUGGGAUACUGACAAAGGUAGACUACAAUUUGAGACAACCUUCUGCAUCCAUGACUGCCCCAACCGACUGAAGAAGUAUGCGUUAUACGGGAGAGAGUCUGUGCUGAAAACAAAGGUUCCUUCAGUGGAGCUCAUCCAGAAGUCUCCCUCCUCUCCAGUCACAUGCUUUGCUACAGGUUUCUACCCUGACAGAGCUGUGAUGUUCUGGAGCAAAGAAAAAGAGCAGAUUUAUGAGGGUGUGCAUCAUGGAGAGAUCCUCCCAAACAAUGAUCACACCUUUCAGAAGAGUGUUGAUCUGAACAUUUCAACAGUGAAACCUGAAGACCGGGGGAAGUAUUACUGGUGUAUGUUCCAAUGUGGCAUUACCAACAAAGAAAUCAUUACUAAGACCAGUGUUAGACUUAGUUUUGGGUGGCAUGGUUUAAAGGACAAAUUCUCAUAG
This is a messenger RNA of Cheilinus undulatus (humphead wrasse), 921 nucleotides long. Its product is annotated as major histocompatibility complex class I-related gene protein-like. Bases 1 to 921 code for a protein of 306 amino acids. NCBI's taxonomy places the organism in Eukaryota, Metazoa, Chordata, Actinopteri, Labriformes, Labridae. Gene Ontology annotation, biological process: immune response. The transcript is spliced from 6 exons. The record is from RefSeq and is a predicted model, not a curated record. Gene Ontology annotation, cellular component: external side of plasma membrane.